Messenger RNA from Bursaphelenchus xylophilus (pine wood nematode), 417 nucleotides. The record is from the annotation of a GenBank genome assembly. NCBI's taxonomy places the organism in Eukaryota, Metazoa, Nematoda, Chromadorea, Rhabditida, Aphelenchoididae.
AUGAUUGUGAAAGCCGUAGAGCAGAGCCACGCGAUUAUCCCGGUAAAAUCAACCCCUGUGCCGAGCGAGUCUCCUCCAACGAAACGGCCGAGAAAGUCCACACCGCGGAAGGUGGAAUCGUCGGAUCGAGAGCUGGACCCAUUAGAUGCCUUGAUCAACAAUGUGAUGGCCACCACGAGUCCGAAGCCCCGCGGACGCCCGAAGAAACGCUCCAUCAAGGAUUUUGAGGCCAUUUCCGACGCAACAACCACAACUUUGCCGCAGCCAAUCCACUCGGCAACCCUCUACGUCACGCCCACUAGCCCAAUACCCCUAAAUUUGGCGGAUCUAAGGGCAAAAACCCCCCGAUUUCUUGGAGAAAAACAUCGCAGAAGGGAAGGGUCAAGUGUCGGAAUUACGUCCAACAAGACACCUUGA